AUGUCCCCAAUCGGAUGGAACUUGGAAGCCGCGCCACAAGUGGAGAGCUCGAGCGGACAUCGCUGCACUUCAGCGGCUGCUGCCGAGAUGCGGGCGCACGAUGUACUCGACGCCCUGGAACGAGUCACGCUGUUCCGGGCUCAGGCGGCGGACUCGAAUCGACGCUUGGAGGACAUCGGAAGUGAUCUGGACAGCGCAAUAUCUCUGCUGGACCUCCAACAACAGCAGUGUCGCGAAGCGGAGCAUCCGGACGGCGCAGCAACAGGCGUGACCCAGGGCGUUCACCGCGCCGUCCUUGACUGGUCCACCGGGGUGAUCGUGAAGCUCGCGGCAGCCUUGCCCAAGCACGCGACAAUUGCGGCAAGCACCAACGUCAGCACCACCACCACCAGUGAGCGCCACGCUCGGAACGCACGGCGCUGGCUCUCGGACCCGCGCAUCUGGCGGUGCUUUGUGCGCUCGCUCAGGGGGGGCGCCACCCAGGCGGCCGAACCCAGCACGCACCUACCGCAGGCUGCGAGCCUGGGGGUGCUACGGGCUGCGAUUUUCGCGGUCCGUGCCGGAGCACCAGGAUCGUUGGCGGCGGCGGGAGCGGCGGCGAGGGCUGGGGAUAGCUGCUCUGCAUCACCGCAGGCAGCAGAACCGAACAACGAUGGUGUGGCAGCGGCGGCGGCGGCGGCAGGGGCAGGGGACUGGGCGUUCGUCGCCGUCCUGACGCUCUGUGGCGGGGUCAUCGUUACCGCGGGAGGAGGAGGAGGAAGAGGGGGCGGCCAAAGCAGCGGGUCGAUGACGAGCAUCGACGCCGCCGUCCUGGACGAGCUCCGGCCACGGCGCGCGGACGGGAUGGUGCUAGCGACGGCGGGCCCGGCGGCGCCGGCGCCGGCGCUGGCGACGGUCGCCUCAAAACGGUGGGGAGGGGGAGGUGCCGUGAUGAAGAUGUCCCUAGACGCGUACGCGACAUUCUUGGAUGAGGUCCUUCGCGGACAUGAGGCCGUUUGCCUAGCGCUACCCCUCGCCGGCGACGGGGCAGGGUCGGGAGGGCGGAGCAGCGUCGGGGGCAAGGAGGCGGCGGCGGUUGCGACGGCCGGUGGCGGAGCGCUGCCGUCCCUGGCGGAAGGAGCGCUGACGGAGCUGCUCCGCUUCCAGGUGGUGCUGCAGGCCCAGCAGACAUCCCCCCGCAAGGUCUUCACCACCUUUUGUUCGAAGCUGAUGGGGUCGCUGUUCCGGGCCCUUCCGCCCGAGAUUUCGACGACGGCGUCGGCCUCUUCGCCGCUCAAGACCGCCGCCAAGGCCGUCGCGUUCGACGCCCUCUUUCACGAGGAGCAUCUCGAGGGCUACCGCGAAGCCUUCACGGCGGCCGAGGAGGCGGUGGCGGCGGCGGUUGCCAGGACGGGGAGUUCGCCGCAAGGGGGGGGAGUUGCGCCUACCGCUGGCGGUGGCGAUGGGAAGAACAUUAGUGAACCGGAUCAGUCUGGUGAGAGUGGCGGCGGCGGCAAGAAGAGGCGCCGGAAGAACACUGGUCGCGAAGACGGCGGCGGAGACGACGGCGGCAAGUUUAAGAAACCCCGGAGCCGUGUGUGCUACCAGCAGCAGCUCUUGGACGAGAUGGCCGCGCUAGCGGCUGGCUCGCGGGCAGACGGGGAGGGGGGGGGGCGAUCUCGCCUAGGGGCAGUGGCCGGGGCCCCGAUUUUGCUGGAAGGGUUUAUUCUCCGCCUAGGUAAGGUGCAGCGUGGAGCGGUUGAUAUCCACGAGGCGUCGGGUGCGGCGACGGCCGCAGUGGCUGUGGGCGGAAAGCGCUCGCGUUCAUCCGGUGGCAGCGGCGGGGGCGGCAGCGGUAGCGGCUCGUCCGCCUCGCCUGCUUCGCAGAUGUUUAGGCUGUGGUCGGUGCUACAUUCGACGCUCUUGGGGUCCUUGCCGUCUGCCCCGUCUUCGUCUCCGCCGCCUGCACAGCCGUCCGAUGGCACCGUCGUGCUCCCGCGGCUGCUGCUUCUCCCGUUCCUGCGGUCGAGCAACUCCAUGCUGAGGCUCCUCGCUGAGCACGACGUCUACCGCAUCAACGAGGACUGGGGGGGGCUCGAGUUCGGCCAGCUCCGCAGCUUCUCGUCCAGCCUUAUCCGCCUCGCCGAAAGCUGCUGCGGGGGGGGGGGUAGCGGCGGCGGCGGCGGCAACAGCACCGACGGCGGCGCCCCCGCAAGCACGCCUGCCGCGAUGGCGGUCAGCAGGGACGGCGCACGCAGAACGGAAGACGCUCCCGAUGCCCCCGCCGCCGCUGCCCGUGUCCUAGUAAAGCCUACGAAGGAGGAAGUAACGGGGGCGGGGGCAGCAGCCGAGGAGUUUCUCAGGGCUUUCGGCUCGCUGCUGGGCCUUAACCACAGCAUCCUGCACGAUGACCUGAGACAGGUGCUACGGAUGACGUUCGAGUGGGCGGCUACGGCGGAAACAGCAGAAUCGGCGACGGCGGCGCCGGGUACUGUUCGCGGCGGCGACGGAGGCAGCGGCGGCCCGACGGUGGUGCUCCGCGCUCUGGCGGUCGAUCUCGUCGCGAGCCUCGUCGGCACCGGCGGCGGCGGCGGCAACAGCACCGACGGCGGCGCCCCCGCAAGCACGCCUGCCGCGAUGGCGGUCAGCAGGGACGGCGCACGCAGAACGGAAGACGCUCCCGAUGCCCCCGCCGCCGCUGCCCGUGUCCUAGUAAAGCCUACGAAGGAGGAAGUAACGGGGGCGGGGGCAGCAGCCGAGGAGUUUCUCAGGGCUUUCGGCUCGCUGCUGGGCCUUAACCACAGCAUCCUGCACGAUGACCUGAGACAGGUGCUACGGAUGACGUUCGAGUGGGCGGCUACGGCGGAAACAGCAGAAUCGGCGACGGCGGCGCCGGGUACUGUUCGCGGCGGCGACGGAGGCAGCGGCGGCCCGACGGUGGUGCUCCGCGCUCUGGCGGUCGAUCUCGUCGCGAGCCUCGUCGGCACGUACGGCCGCCUGCGGCAGAUGGACCACCUCGUCCGGGCCCUCUUCGGGGCCGUAAGCGACUGCCCGCAGGCGGCGGCCGCCAUGCUCAGAAGGGACGAGUGCGCGGCGGCUCUGGGACGCGCGUUCCGAAGGCUUCCGGAGGGACAGAUCGCACCCAUGUGGGAUGUGUUCGCGGCCCACCUGCGAGAGGGCUGGAACCAAGGUGCAGGCUGCGGCGGCGGCGGCGGCGGCGGCGGAGGUCGAAACGACUUGCUAGCCAGGGAGAUGGACGCCGAGCUAUUCGUCGUAUUCGUCCGCAACCUCCACGUGACGAGCAGCGUCGCCUCCGCGGUCGGGGCCCUCUGCUCGAGUCUGGCUGAAGAGAGCCUUCGAAGCUUCGGGGUGCCGCUGCGACAGGCCGCCGCGGCCGCGGCCGCGGCCUCCGCCGCCACCCCGUCCCCGCCGGCCUCCAAGAAGAAAAAGAAGCAGAGAAGAGGAGAGGAGCGGGCGGAAUCGGAACAGCACGGAGCCCUUGGGGACGGAAGCGGUAGCGGCGGGGUUCCAAUGUCGGAGAUGAUGCUGUCCUUCCGGCCGGCCCUCGACGUGCACGGCUGGUUGUUGGACCUCGACACGAGGUGCCGUUUCUGGUUUGCCGUUCUCGACUCCUCGUCGUCGGCAACGGCGGGGGCGGGGGCGGCCAUACCACAAGACGACGGCAACACUCUGGUCGAGGAAGGCGGCGACGGGGACAAAACAGCCCGAGCGACAACGGCCCCAGCCCCUCCUGCAUCUGUGCUCAUGCCCCCGGAUGGGGAUGAAGCAGACGCCUCGCUGCCGCGCAUCAUCGCCGCCGCCACCGCUGCCCUCGAGACAAGCAGCAGCAGCGGCGGCGGCGGCAGCAGCAGCCUGGAGGCGGGGACGGGUGCACAUGACGAGGAGGUCGGCGUGAGGUCGAGGCUCGAGAAGACGCUGCAGCAGGUGGCCGUGCACAGGGUCCAGCAGAUCUACGCCCACCUCAACGGCGUCGCGGCGCUCGAGUCGUCCGGGACGACGGGGGCGGCAGAACGGCGGCCUGCCUCUCCCCCCUCGGGAGCGGAAGGGAUGGAUGACGACCAGGAAGGGAAGUUGGAAGAAGCGGCACCAGGAGGAGCAGCGCGGGAAGAAGGAGGCGAGGAAAAGCUCGAGGACGAGGCGAGGGGCCUCGUGGCGUAUGCUUGCGGCGCGUGCCGCGGCAGCGGCGGCGGUGGGCACGGCCCGGUUACGUGGGGGGACGAGGACGGCGACGGCCGCGGCGGGGGAGCGGGCUGGAGCAUGAUGAUGCCGUAUCUGCCCGUUUGGGUCGGCUUCGCGGAGGAGGAACAGGUGGGCGGGCAACCUUUGGUACCAUCCAUCGACACAAGUAACAGAAGCGGUUCCCGCCCCCCCUACCUGGUGGCGCUCUUUCUGGAAGCGCUGCUGUCGAGAUGCGCGGCCGAUAUCCUCGACGGUCGCGGGGAGGAAGAGAGUCCGCCCUUGAGGCUCCUCUCAGACGCCUCGUUUUACGAGAUGGAAGCCGUGGCGAAAUCCGCCCCGGCGGUAAUCCUCGCGAGGGUGUUCCACGCAGUCAGACGCGCUGUGGGCGGCGCGCGGGGCACCGGGGACAAGAAGGAAAGCGGGUCAGCGAGAUUGCCGCCCGGGUUUCCGGCGGUAGGCACGAUCGUGGCGGCCGUCCAGGCUCUCGCUACCGCCGCUACUACUACCGCCAACGAGAAGGGGAAGGGCCGCGGCGGUGCCGCAGAGGGGAGCAGCAGUGACAGCCCAGCCGAGGUGACGGGCGGUGGGGAGGCGGAGAGGAAGGGACGGGAUAAGCGGCGGCAGCAGGAAGAAGAGUUGCUCGAGGCGUGUUGCCUCUUGAUGAUGACCGAGCGGUUCCCGUCGGGUUUCCUAGACGAGGAGGCCAUUGCGGCGAUGCUGGUGGCCUCUGAUGCCCUCGACACCGUUCUUGCUCGAAGCCUUUCGUCUCGAUGCGGCAGCGGCGGCGGCAUCGCCGGAGGAGGAGGAGGCAAGAAACCGGCGGACGGUGAUGCAGCAGCACUCUUGUUGGACGACCACGUGCCGUCCUCUCGGGGGGGGCUUGGUAGUCUCGCUUCGCCCGCCAGCGCCGGUCCUCGAGAAGAAAGCCUCGUCGAAGCCGUGGCGGCGCUGAGGAGGCUGUCCCUCAGGCUCGGGCGCUCGCUACCGCCGGAGUCCCCGCUCCUGGAACGCCUCCCGCAGGGAGACGCCCUCCUGCGCGCGAUCGAGCCGGCGGCGGCGAGCGGGGAGCGCGGCGGCGAGUCGUCGCGGGCUCAUCUGCUUCGAGCCUCGGCGAGCUUGUUGCCGUUCUUGGCCGAGCGGUGCGUGCUGAGGGGAGACACCAAGACCGCGCUGAAGGCGAUCGUCGGGCUGGGCCUGAUCAAGCCGCGCCCGGCCAGCGGGGGCGGCGAAGCUGAGAAACGGCGGCGGAAGCGGGGACACCACCCGCGUAAAGAUGCGCCCCCGGCACAGGAGGAGGAAGACGAGGUCAGCAGCAGCAGGCGGCUCGUGCUGCUGCACGGCGUGCUGUCGGGAUUCGUGGCGGGGGAGAGCUUCCGCCUGGCCAAGGACGCCGCCGCCGCCGCUAGCGCCUCUCUAGCCGCCGCCACCUCGUCCGCCGAGGCAGCAAUGGAACUAGACUCUGAUGACGACGACGAUGGGUUGGGCGGAGCGGUGGAGGGUGGCGGGUCCGAGCCCCAGCAGCAGCAGCCGCCGCCGCCCUCGGCCGCCGCCCUCGACCAGCGCCUGGUGGCCACGGUCUCCCACCUUGCUGGCUGCCUGCCCGUCCAAGCGGCAGCACGGCUAUCGACUCCGACGCCGACGCCGCCACCGGUGUCGCCCCCGCUCCUGCUCGUGUGGAGCGACGCCCUCCGCCUGAGCUUCCUCGGCCCCGACGCGCAGCGGCUGGUGUUCGCGGACCGGAAGCCGGGGGGAGCGGCGAGGUCUCGCUCUCGGUGGGUGGAGGACUGCGUGGCCUACCUCGCGGACCGGGCCGAGAGGUCGGCGGAGUCGGCGGCGAUGCCGUCAGAGAGAUCGGCGUGCUGCCACCUGGUCCGAGCCGUGUGCGGGUGCUCUCACCUCCUGGACCCUCCCCUCCCCCGGCUGUCCGUGCGGCGGCUGGUGGAGGCAUUCGUCGGAAUCAUCGACGUCCCCGCCGCUGCAGGCGGCGGGGGCGGCGACUACGUAGACAGAGACGGAGCGGCGCGCCGGGUUCAGCGCGCCGAGGAGGACCUCGUCCUCCACACGGCGUUUUGCCUGCUGGUGCAGCACGCCUCCGAGGCUCAGCUGGACGAGAUAGUCACUACGCUUCUGGAGAUGCUGCAGCUGGCGGGGGACGAGACUGCGAAGAUAACCCUCCCCGCGCCUCCGGGCCCGGGAACUCGCCCCACGGCGGUCACGCUCCUGCGCCUGGCCACCCGAGCCGGCCGCGGGGCCGCCUUCAAGGCGGUGAUGCCGAGGCGCGCGCUCUCGCUGGCCGCUGCUCUGUGCCGAGAGCUACGGGGGGCUGCCACCGCCGCCGCCGCCGGUGGUGUAGGCAAUCGGCUUCGGGAAGCGACCGGGGCGCUGGAGGCGCUGGAGGGGCUCCUCGAUCGGCAGCCGUACUCCUCCGUCACCGCUCGCGUGGUGUCGGUGGUUCUGGGUUCGAUCGAACCGGCGGUCCGGGCCGCGAUCGACGCGACAGUGGCGGUAGCGGCCGCCCCCCGGGACGGCGGCGGCAGCAGGGAGGCGUUUUUUGUCGUCCGGGAGAGCCUGAGGUGUUUCCGCGCCACCUGUCGCGUGGUCGGGACGGUGCUCCAGCACUACGCGCGCAAGGUGUACUCGUGCACGCCCCCGUUCGCGUCUCUGUGCCGCUCGCUGCUCCGCCUGUUCUUCCGCCUGGCCACGGCGCCCGCGCCCGGAGGCGGCGGCGGCGGCGGGGUCGGCUCCGGAGCCGGCGGCGACAACGCAACAAGGCAGAGCGCAAGCGCCGGUGCCGAGGCUGAUGCCGGGGACCACGGGAGCCACUUCGCGGUGUCGAUGGAGGAGCAGGUGGCGGCGGCGAGCGUGUUCUCGAGGGUGCUAGAGCAGUUCGUCCCCCACAAAGAGGUCCUGAAAAAGUACGCGGCGUUCCUGCUGCUGGAGUACGUGUCCCUGGCCGGGGCGGCCGCCCUAGAGCCGGCGCCGAGGGCGGCGCUGCUGUCCGGGGUCUUCGCCGUGAUGCAAGCGUGCUCGAGGAGGGAGAUGAGGCAGCUGCACGGGCUGCUGCUGGGGCCGUCGCUGCCGACGGGCACGGGGCAGCAGGUGUUCCGGGCGCUGAACGAGGAGUACCAGCUGCAGCACAAGUACGUCGGGAAGAUGUAGAAGUUCGUUUGGGGGGUGGUUCCCUGAUGACUUGUCCUUUUUUGCGGGAACUGACAGGGAAGAAGGUAUGUUCAGAGCGAAGAAGGGAGACUCGGUUGGUUGGUGUGUUUUGUGCUGGAGACAACGCACAAGACAACAUAGUGGGUUGACCCAGUCAACGGUGGUUGUAUCGU
Ectocarpus sp. CCAP 1310/34 is the source of this 7511-nucleotide messenger RNA. The record is from the annotation of a GenBank genome assembly. Lineage: Eukaryota; Phaeophyceae; Ectocarpales; Ectocarpaceae.